Molecule: messenger RNA, 1253 nt
Organism: Annulohypoxylon maeteangense
Lineage: Eukaryota; Fungi; Ascomycota; Sordariomycetes; Xylariales; Hypoxylaceae
Product: GPN-loop GTPase
Exons: 2
Coding region: 145-1056 (303 amino acids)
Molecular function (GO): GTPase activity
Source: RefSeq, a predicted model, not a curated record
GAGCGACAACCGUCUAACCGAAUCACGUCACAGCACGAGGCUGAAGCUCGAAUAUCCCUUUUUGUACAUUCAUCCCUAGUCGCCUUUAGAUUCAGCAGACAAGAUAACCAAUCUAUUUGUCUUGAGAGGAUUUAAUCAUACAUCAUGAGUAAGUUUGGGGUUAUGGUGAUGGGCCCCGCUGGGGCUGGCAAGUCUACUUUCUGCGCUGCCCUCAUUACUCAUCUACAACUUAAUCGUCGCUCAUGCUUCUACGUUAACCUCGAUCCCGCCGCCGAGUCCUUCGAACAUGCCCCGGACCUAGACAUCAAAGACCUCAUCUCUCUCGAAGAUGUAAUGGAGGAUAUGAGCCUAGGACCGAACGGUGGUCUCAUCUACUGCUUCGAGUUCCUCAUGGAAAACCUCGACUUCCUCACAGAAGCCCUAGACUCUCUUACGGAGGAAUAUCUAAUCAUCUUCGAUAUGCCUGGCCAGAUCGAACUCUACACACACGUCCCUAUAUUGCCGGCCCUCACAAAAUUCCUAACCCGAUCCGGUUCCCUUGACAUCCGACUCUGUGCCGCCUAUCUCCUAGAAGCUACUUUCGUAGUGGAGAGAGCCAAAUUCUUCGCUGGCACACUGAGUGCUAUGAGUGCUAUGAUCAUGCUAGAGAUUCCACAUAUCAAUAUCCUAUCCAAGAUGGACCUCGUGAAGGACCAAAUUCGCAAGAAGGACCUCAAGAGAUUCCUCACCCCGGAUACUGGAUUACUCGACGAUGACCCAGCAGAAAUUGCUCGGCAGAAGGCAGAGGGCACCACGGAAGAGGAACUCGAGGCCGCAGAUCCCUUAGAUAAGGAUGCUGUGAUGAAGGGUGCCAGCUUUCGGCGGUUGAACCGAGCAGUUGCGAGUUUAAUCGAGAACUUCAGUAUGGUUAGCUACCUGAAGUUAGACGUGCAAGAUGAAGACAGUGUUGGGUCCAUUCUCAGCUACAUCGAUGACUGCAUCCAAUACCACGAGGCACAGGAGCCCAAGGAGUUGAAGGAUGAAGAAUUCGAUGACAUGGAUGACAUGGACGGUUGAUAUCCGGAGGCUCUUAAUGGCUGCUAGAAUUAGCAAAGGAUGACAAGUAACGACGAAAAAGGCACGGGAAUAUGGAGAUUGAUACCCGGGGAACAUGAAGACAACAUUCUGGGGUUUGUACAAUUGCAUAGCAAUGGCGUUACGGAUUUGAGACAACUUGGCUGAUACCAAAAAAAUCGAUCACAUUUGACAUAUCA